AUGAAGUCUGCCGCUGUUGUGCUCUUGGGCUCAUUGUCCACCAUGGUUGCCGGACACGGCUACCUGGUCACACCAGACAGCCGAACCAAGCUCGGAUUUGACGCUGGAACUGAUACAUGCCCCGAGUGCACCAUCCUCGAGCCCGUUGAAUCUUGGCCCGAUCUCGACGCCGCCCCGGUUGGCCGUAGCGGACCUUGCGGAUACAAUGCCCGUGUGAGCGUCGACUACAACCAGCCCGGCAAGGACUGGGGUAAAGAGGUUGUCAAGACUUACAAAGCUGGCGACGUUAUUGACGUUGUGUGGUGUGUUGAUAACAACGGUGAUCACGGUGGCAUGUUCACCUACCGUAUCUGCCAGGAUCAGGCUCUCGUCGACAAGUUCCUGGACCCUGACUACCUGCCAACCGAGAAGGAGAAGCAGGAGGCCGAGGCCUGCUUCGACGAAGGUCUUCUUGACUGCAACAGUGUGGAUGGACAGGAGUGCGGCUAUAGUGCCGACUGCGGUGAGGGCGACGCUUGCCACCGCAAUGACUGGUUUACGUGCAACGGCUUUGAUGACACCAAGUGCAAGGGUGUCGACGGCGCUGAGCUAGGAUCCUGCAAGACAACAAUUGCCGAUGGUUACACAGUCUCGAAGCAGAUCAAGCUUCCCGACUACGUCUCGAACCACACUUUGCUCUCCUGGAAGUGGAACUCUUUCCAAACCGGUCAGAUCUAUCUCUCUUGCUCCGACAUUGCUAUCCAGUAA
This is a messenger RNA of Penicillium robsamsonii, 747 nucleotides long. Its product is annotated as Chitin-binding domain 3. The record is from RefSeq and is a predicted model, not a curated record. NCBI's taxonomy places the organism in Eukaryota, Fungi, Ascomycota, Eurotiomycetes, Eurotiales, Aspergillaceae. The transcript has 2 exons. Bases 1 to 747 code for a protein of 248 amino acids.